ACGGUGCAGAUAUCGAAACGUUUUUCCCCAACACUUCAUCCCCGUCGUCUCCUCCGUCCCCUCUUCUCCAGCGUCCGAUCUCCGUCCUCCGCUCCCCGACCACACCUCAUCACCCAAAAAAUUCCAAAAAAAAAAAAAAAUCCCACACCGAUCUCCUCUUUCUCUCUCACCCCCCCUCGCGCGCGCUAAAUACAAAUUCACCAAUCACAGGGCUCUCCCGCGAUGGCGGACGCUCCGGCGAGCCCGGGCGGCGGCGGGAGCCACGAGAGCGGGGGGGACGGGAGCCCCCGGUCCAACGUGCGGGAGCAAGACCGCUUCCUCCCCAUCGCCAACCUUAGUAGGAUCAUGAAGAAGGGUAUCCCCGCUAAUGGGAAAAUCGCCAAGGAGGCGAAGGAAACGGUGCAGGAGUGCGUUUCUGAGUUCAUCAGCUUCGUCACCAGCGAGGCGAGCGAUAAGUGCCAGAGGGAGAAGAGGAAGACUAUCAACGGCGACGAUCUGCUGUGGGCGAUGGCGACGCUGGGUUUCGAGGACUACAUCGAGCCGCUGAAGCUGUACCUGCAGAAAUAUAGAGAGCUGGAGGGGGAUAGUAAGUUGGGUGCUAAGGGCGGAGAUGGCUCUAUUAAGAAAGAUGGGGGGGUUCUUCUGCUUGGUGGGGCUCAGCAAGGCUCAAGCACCCAAGGGCUGAGUCAACAAGGACUUUACAAUCAAGGCAUGAAUUACAUGCAACCUCAGUAACCGGCGAUGGAUCGUUAUUCGCAGAAGGCGCUGAGUUACUGGGCCAUAGUUAUCAAGCUAGACCCGACCCAACAAGUAUGGCAUUUGCCUCUGGUUCUCCAUUGUACUCUUGUUCUCGUAAUUUGGUUGGGUAAUAUGGUGCAAUUUUUUUCCCCUUGCUUCUGUAUAUACUUUAGACAUCAUGCUUUUCUUUUUUAUUUUAUUUUUUUCUUGUGAUCGCGAAACAUUAAAAAAAAAAAAAAAAAAGAGGAUGAUGAUAUGUACGAGUGGAGUUAUUAGGAAAUUGUUGCUGUUUUCAUUAUUGUGGUCACAUAGCAUUAUAAUUUUGUUAGGACUUUCGAUGGUUCAAUGUACUUGUGUGUGAUGACCCGAA
Molecule: messenger RNA, 1108 nt
Organism: Ananas comosus (pineapple)
Lineage: Eukaryota; Viridiplantae; Streptophyta; Magnoliopsida; Poales; Bromeliaceae
Product: nuclear transcription factor Y subunit B-like
Exons: 7
Coding region: 223-735 (170 amino acids)
Biological process (GO): regulation of transcription by RNA polymerase II
Cellular component (GO): nucleus; CCAAT-binding factor complex
Molecular function (GO): protein heterodimerization activity; RNA polymerase II cis-regulatory region sequence-specific DNA binding; DNA-binding transcription activator activity, RNA polymerase II-specific
Source: RefSeq, a predicted model, not a curated record